AGAGCUAAAUUAACAUUCGAUAAUGCACGAAACUGAGAACCUUGGAAAAAACAAAAAUCAGAACGGAAGUCGAAACCUCUGAAACAAAAUUUGUUUCGUUUACUCUUCUGCCAAUUUCUCAUUAUGUUCGACUUAUGCUCCAAUUUUCAUUUUCGCCAGAGAAGUUGUCAGUCCCGCCAAAAUCACACAUGAAUUAUAAUCUAUAAAAUAUUAUACAUAUAUAUACAUAAUUAUAAUAUUUGCGUUCCCUUGUAACGCAAAUAUUGCAUUCCAUCAGGUUGCCUCUUUUCUCUCUUUUUCUCCUAUCGUUCCCUCCAAGAAUCUCAAGAAGGGCAGCCAUUAUGCAAACAGCAACAAGUCGUGCGAAAUAACGACUCACCGAGCGGUCGUCACGUAGUCGACCGUUGUCUUAGGUCCGCGCCUUCCAGGGUCGCGUCCUUUUGCGCUCGCGAAACCACAUACUUGAUCUCCGGAAAAGGUUAAUCCGCGCUCACGACUCGCGAAAAGGACGAUCCGAGCCGCCGGCCGCCACACUCGUUCUCGUGUCCGAUGAGAAAGAAACCGUUGGGUGCUUGGUUCAAACGGCGCGGCGUACGGCGUGAAAUUCGCAGCAUCACGUGACUGCAGAGUUGCGCAAUGCAUCGCUCAUUACGUCAUGCUCCGAAAUCAAACAAGUUCACGCCGUACAUGUAUGUACGCACGCACGGCGCGAGCUAACCUAUCCCUCGUGCCUGUCGAUUUAAAGGAGGGAUCAGUCCCCAGCUGCAAACGCGACAUGUCAGCACGCGAGUCUAUCUCUCCGAUUAAUAGACGUUGACCCGCGAAAUUGCGAGAAUGUUCGUCAACCCGCUGUCGCGUCUCGCAACACGAACUUGAUAUCUAUUUCGAGUCGUACGCAAUGCGUUAAUCGUUUAUUUAUAAACGUCGCUGUACCGCUUCUCCAGCCGACGUUUACCGAGGCCUUUCCGCACUCUCGUAUUAUUGUAAAAUGUAUUAAACUUUGUAGUCUUCCUUUUCUUUCGUUUUUGUCGCGCACGAAUUAUGGACGAGGUUUGGUUUCACCUGUCGAAUCAGCUCGAAACGUUGCAGGUUCAAGCAUCAGUGGCAGUACAACAGGGACAGCAAUGGUGUAUAGCAUGGCUGGCCCAACUGCGUCAGCUCAUCCUGCAACUCUGCAACGAACAACACGUUCAACAUGCCAAAGACAUUGUGCUGGGUAUGGCCACUACUGUACAACGAGGGUGGCAAGAAGUUCAAUUUCAAUAUUACAAUACCCAAUGGAGUACAGUAGAUUUUUAUCGCCAAUUAGGGACCUUGUACUCUAACAAAGUGUCAAGGAGAGAAACGAUGUUUUGCUUGACGGGCCUAGUGAUUGGAACUAUAACAGGUUAUUAUGUCGGCAUACAUUGGAAACCUACCUCACAACAUGUACGCCAUAUAAAAACUAUUGCCUGCUAUCAUUAUUAUGGUAUCGAGGGUGUGUUAAUGAUAGAAGAUUUCGAAAUGCCAACUGUUAAAAAAUCGAACGAAUUACUUAUACAAGUUAAAGCUGCUUCUCUUAAUGUUAUCGACACGAAAAUAUGCUUCGGUUACUCUAGGAUUUAUAGAAGAUUACUUAACUCAGGAAAACAGAAAGAACUACCUGUAACUUUAGGGAGGGAUUGCGCAGGAGUGAUAAUUGACAUUGGACAUGGCGUUAUGAACUUUGACAUUGGAGACGAGGUAUUCUUAGCCGUUCCAUCGUGGGCUCCUGGCACAAUGGCGGAAUAUAUAAUUGUUCCAGAAACUCAAGUAGCAAGACGGCCUAAAUCGUGUAACUUUGAAGCCUCCGCCAGUCUACCAUACAAUGGUUGCCUGGCGUGGGAUGCUUUAGUUAAUAGAUCAGUCAUCAAGGAAGGCAAUGCCAAAGGAAAACGAGUUCUUAUUUUCGGUGGAAGUACUCCGAUCGGUUGUAUUUUGACGCAAUUAAUCAAGUUAUGGGGCGGAUAUGUAGUAACCGCCUGCCGAAUGAAUGCCGUGCCUGUAAUGAAGGCACUGGGUGCCGACGAAAUUAUAGUAAUGAACGAAAUCGAUGUGGAGAAGGAAUUAGAAUUGCACGAUAAGUACGAUGCAAUUUUUUAUACUGAUAAUCAACCCUUUCAAGAACAUAUUUUAAAAAGAUACUUAUUACCUCAUGGCUCCUACGUAUCAACUGUUCCUGAACAAUUGACGUCAGACUCACUGGGAUUUAUCUGUGGAAGUAUAUUUGCUGGAUGCGUUAGAAUCAAGUUAUUAGUUCAGUAUAUGUUUGGAUUUAACAUGAACCAAUGGAACGAAGGGAAAAAAUUGAACGUUGGGUAUUUGCGAGCAUUAUGUGAACUGACCGAUGCAAAUCAAUUGCAAACAGUUGUUGACAGGGUGUACGCGCCGUACAAUAUCGAGCGAGCGUUACACCAUGUCCUAGAUCCGAAUUCUAUUGGUAGUACGAUUAUAACAUUUCAGUGACGUAUCAUUGGAAAAUUGGAAUUAUUGGAAUCAUUGAAAAGUUUAUAUCGCGACUAUAUAUCUUGUACAUAACAGUGUAUAAUUUCGGUAGAUAAUCACUGCCGUAUAAUGUUAAUAAAUAUUUACAUCAUUGCAAACCAAGAAAUGAUAGUUAAGACUACUUGGUGCGAAAAUAAAGACUGAAACAAUAA
This is a messenger RNA of Solenopsis invicta (red fire ant), 2675 nucleotides long. RefSeq names its product reticulon-4-interacting protein 1 homolog, mitochondrial. The transcript is spliced from 8 exons. Gene Ontology annotation, molecular function: oxidoreductase activity. Bases 1042 to 2484 code for a protein of 480 amino acids. Gene Ontology annotation, cellular component: mitochondrion. The record is from RefSeq and is a predicted model, not a curated record. NCBI's taxonomy places the organism in Eukaryota, Metazoa, Arthropoda, Insecta, Hymenoptera, Formicidae.